This is a messenger RNA of Letharia lupina, 795 nucleotides long. RefSeq lists its product as uncharacterized. The transcript has 2 exons. The record is from RefSeq and is a predicted model, not a curated record. Bases 1 to 795 code for a protein of 264 amino acids. NCBI's taxonomy places the organism in Eukaryota, Fungi, Ascomycota, Lecanoromycetes, Lecanorales, Parmeliaceae.
AUGCCUCCCUUCUUCAAACUGUUCCACCAGCUCCCCAUGCUGCUCGCCAUUCUCAAUCUACGAUUUCUCCUAAUCCACGCAACGCCGACAUCCCACGCCUCACAACUCUCUUCUUUGUCCAAUGACCUCUCUCCAAGGACUCAGCCACUCUACAGCGCAGCCCUCACCAGUCAUCCCAAACGCGCCCAAGUCACCAAAGGUACCUUCUACCGCGGUCUGUGGUCCCUCGCCCUCACCACAGCCACCUUCCUCGCCCAAGGUCCAUCCUCCUCCGUAGCCCCCGCAAGCGACGUUGAAUUUUUCGCCCAGCAGAUUCUAGACAAAGUCGCGACACGUAUCGCUACGGGUGCUACCGAGAAGACCGCUUUCGGUUGGGGCCUUGAAGGCAUCUCGAUUGCCUUUGCAAGCUGGAUCGACCCCGUGACUAACGUUGCGCCUGGUGUGCCGGUACGUUAUACUUUCCGAGGCAAUUCUUCCCCAUUCAUGCUCUGUUAUGAGUCGUCGGGCAUGUCUCAAGAGUUCUCUGCUCCGAAGACAUGUCUCGUGACCCAGAAUUCCACCCGAAAGAGCAAUGCUGACUCCGAAAUCAUCAAGUGGGAGGUUGUUCAAGAAUUCGUGACGAGGUUCGUCUUGUGGAGAGCGCAGCGGGGCACCGUAUUGGCCUUCUCUGGGAAUAUCUGGGGGCCUGGUGGGCAGUGCAUCAAAAUUGUGUUGGAGGUUGCGGGGACCACUGGGUUUGCGGAGGUUGCAAGCAACAUUUUGGAUAGCGCGAGUGAGAUUCAUGGGGGUGGUUGA